This is a messenger RNA of Passer domesticus (house sparrow), 2187 nucleotides long. It is a transcript of the gene CPT1B, whose product is annotated as carnitine palmitoyltransferase 1B. NCBI's taxonomy places the organism in Eukaryota, Metazoa, Chordata, Aves, Passeriformes, Passeridae. Gene Ontology annotation, molecular function: carnitine O-palmitoyltransferase activity. The record is from RefSeq and is a predicted model, not a curated record. Gene Ontology annotation, cellular component: mitochondrion. Gene Ontology annotation, biological process: carnitine metabolic process; long-chain fatty acid transport; fatty acid metabolic process.
AUGGCCGCGGUGGGGGUGCCGUGGGCCGAGGCGCGGGCGCGGUUCUUCAGCCGCGGCCCCAACAAGGCGGCGCUGGACGCCAUCGAGCGCGCCGCCUUCUUCAUGACCCUGGACGAGGAGGAGCACGGCCACGAGCCCGCGCGGCCGGCUUGCAUGGACGCGUACGCCAAGUCCCUGCUGCACGGCCGCUGCUACGACCGCUGGUUCGACAAGUCCUUCACGCUGGUGGUCUACAAGAACGGCAAGGUCGGGGCCAACGCCGAGCACUCGUGGGCCGACGCCCCAUCGUGGGGGCACCUCUGGGAGUUCAUGCUGGCCACGGACAAGUUCCAGCUGGGCUACACCGAGGGGGGGGCCACUGCAAGGGGGACCCCCCGGCGGCAGCUGGCCCCCCCCCAGCGCCUGCAGUGGGACAUCCCUCCCGAGGGCGUGGUGGCCAUCGAGGCGUCGCUGCGCGUGGCGCGGGCGCUGGCCGAGGACGUGGACUUCUGCUGCUUCCAGUUCUCCACCUUCGGCAAGGGGCUCAUCAAGCGCUGCCGCACCAGCCCCGACGCCUUCAUCCAGAUCGCCCUGCAGCUGGCCCACUUCCGCGACAAGGGCUCCUUCUGCCUGACCUACGAGGCGUCCAUGACGCGGCUGUUCCGCGAGGGCCGCACCGAGACCGUGCGCUCGUGCACGGCCGAGUCCACGGCCUUCGUGCGCAGCAUGGCCGACAGCCGGCGCAGCCGCUCGGAGCGGCAGCAGCUGUUCCGGGUGGCGGCCGAGAAGCACCAGCAGCUCUACCGGCUCGCCAUGACCGGCUCGGGCAUCGACCGCCACCUCUUCUGCCUGUACCUGAUGUCGCGGUACCUCGGCAUGCAGAGCCCCUUCCUGGCCAAGGUGCUGGCGGAGCCCUGGCGCCUCUCCACCAGCCAGACCCCGCAGCAGCAGCUCAAGAUGUUCGACUUCGAGAAAUUCCCCGACCACGUCUCCAGCGGCGGCGGCUUCGGCCCCGUGGCAGACGAUGGUUAUGGGGUGUCCUACAUCAUCGCCGGGGAGAACCUCAUCACCUUCCACGUGUCCAGCAAGUUCUCCAGCCCCGAGACGGACUCGCAGCGCUUCGGCCGCAACAUCCGCCAGGCCAUGCUGGACAUCGCGGCGCUCUUCGACAAGCCCCCCCCCGCCGGGAAGUGACCCGGGGGGGCCGCGGGACCCCCGCGCUCUGGGGGGCCGGGGGGGCGCGGCCCUGGCCCUGCUCCCAAUAAAGGCUCUCGGUGUGACCCCGCUGUGCCUCGGGGUGGGACCCCCGGCGGUCAGGGGGGGCCAGGGCUGGAUCCGCGGGGUGCCGGGGGUGGAUCCACGGGGUGCCAGGGCUGGAUCCACGGGGGGUCCUCGGGGGGGCACGGUGGGCACCGGCGGGGGCCGGUGAAGGCAUCAAAAGGGCCGUGCCUGGGGCGGUGACCCGGCUGGUCCGUGCCCAGCCCCAUCCCAGUGACCCGUGCCAGCCCCAUCCCGGUGAUCCGUGCCCAUCCCAGUGACCCGUGCCCAUGCCGGUGGUCCGUGCCCAUCCCCAGACCCGUACCAGCCCCAUCCCGGUGAUCCGUGCCCAUUCCGGUGACCCGUGCCCAUCCCGGUGGUCCGUGCCCACCCCCAUCCCGGUGAUCCGUGCCCAUCCCGUGCCCAUGCCCAUCCCAGUCAUCCGUGCCCAUUCCAUACCCAUACCCGGGUCGGUCCCCAUCCCGGUGAUCUGCUCCCAUCCCCAUCCCCGUGCCCAUCCCCGUGCCCAUCCCCGUGCCCAUCCCCGUGCCCAUCCCCGUGCCCAUCCCCGGGCCUGUCCCUUUCCCGGUGAUCUGUCCCCGUCCCGUGUUUCCGUGCCAGUCCUGUGCCUAUCCCGUUUCUCCGAGCCUGUCCCCGUACCCAUACCAGUCCCCGUUCCAGUCCCCGUCCCGUUUCUCCGUGCCAGUCCCCGUGCCUGUCCCCGUCCCGGCGCUCCGUGCCAGUCCCUUUCCCGGUGCCCGUGCCAUGUCUCGGUGCCAGUCCCGUGCCCAGCCCGUGCCAUGACGGGGGUGCGCAGCGGGGCACGGCGGCACGGGCGGGCCCUGCGCAGAGCCCUUGGGCCGUGUCCGGCCCGGGGGUCGCCGCGCCCCGGGUGGCACCGCGCUGGCACCGCGCUGGCACCGUCCCCUCCCCGCCGCCGCCGCCCGCAGC